CGGAAGUAUUGUGGGAAAGCCGUAUCUAUUGCAAGAACACCAGGCUAUCGGCAGCCGGAGGCUUGGUUCUUCCUUCUCGAGCAUCACUUCACUUGUUUUAAUAUAUCUGUGGGAUCUGUGGUCAGAAAAGAAAGUUUGUUUCUUCCUGUUUGUAUGGAUGUUCUUCUGACUAAUCUGUCUGAUUGGGGUCCAGAAGAUUCCCACCAACAAUGGCAGAGGACCAUGACAUUUUAAAACCAGACAACGUACCACAGGAAUCUUCACUUCCACAAGACACCAACAAGACAUACCGGAGUCUAGAGCACUCACGGUCUCUUCUAAAUGGCCUGGUGGGCCUCCGGGAAGGAGGAAUCUUGUUUGAUGUUGUUCUCAAGUUGGAGGACAAGUCAGUGGAAGCUCAUCGCAUCCUCCUCGCGGCAUCAUGUGAUUAUUUCAGGGGGAUGUUUGCAGGAGGGCUGAGAGAGAUGGAACAGCGGGAGGUACAAAUCCAUGGUAUCUCAUACAAUGCCAUGUGCAAAAUACUGGAUUUCAUAUACACAUCUGAGCUUGAACUUAAUGUUCAUAAUGUGCAGGACAUCCUUGCUGCUGCAUGUCAGCUACAGAUCUCUGAAGUAAUCCAGUUCUGCUGUGACUUUCUGUUAUCAUGGGUGGAUGAAGAAAAUAUCUUGGAGUUGUACAAACUGGCUGACGUCUUCCAUCUCAGCCAACUAAGUGAUCACUUGGAUAGUUUUGUGCAUAAAAAUUUUAUCACGUUUUCUCGUACACAAAUGUACCGGCAGCUGCCUUUGGAGAAGGUGUAUUCUCUACUAAACAGCAACCAGCUGGAGGUGGGAUCUGAAAAUGAAGUUUAUGAGGGAGCAUUGCUUUAUCACUAUACUCCAGAGCAGGUGGAAACUGACCAGGUGAGCCUCUCCGAAUCUCCAAAACUACUAGAGACUGUACGUUUCCCUCUAAUGGAGCUCUCGGUACUGCAGAGGCUGCAUGACAAGCUGGGGCCAUGUCCUCUCAAACAGACAGUGUCCAGCGCCUUGGAAUAUCACAGGAAUGAGAGCAUGCAGCCGGUGCUCCAGAGUCCCCAUACGCAACUUCGCUCUGACUUUGAUUGCGUUGUGGGCUUUGGAGGGAUGUAUUCUGCCCCCUAUACAGUGCUUACUGACCAAGCUAAAUACCUGAAUUCUCUGCUUGGAGAGUGGAGGCCACUGACGGCACCCCAAGCGCCUCGAAUGUCCAAUCAGGGCAUCGCUGUGCUCGAUAACUUUGUCUACCUGAUUGGGGGAGAUAACAACACGAGGGGCUACCGGGCGGAGGCAAGAUGCUGGAGAUUUGAUCCCAGGCACAAUCGUUGGUUCCAGAUCCAGCCUAUGCAGCAGCCCCAUGCUGAUCUGUCUGUCUGCCUUUUGGGGGGUUUUAUAUAUGCAGUGGCAGGCAGGGAUUACCAUGAUGAGCUGAAAGAAGUGGAGCGAUAUGAUCCGUGUACCAACUCUUGGGAGUAUGUGGCACCUCUCCAGAAACAGGUGCACGCGCAUGCCGGUGCAGCUUUGGAUGGAAAGAUGUACAUUUCUUGUGGCAGAAGAGGGAGCACCUACUUAAAGGACACCUGUUGCUAUGACCCAGACAGUAAUCUUUGGACCUACGUGGCAUAUGGCCCAGUGCGAAGAGCGUGGCACGGAAUGGUGGCGGUUCUGGAAAAACUGUACGUGAUUGGAGGAAGCAAUGAUGAUGAGGGUUUCCGCCAGGAUGUUUUUGAGGUGGUUUGCUACAGUCCGAAGACAGACCAGUGGUCCCAUGUGAGUCCGCUUCCGGCAGGGCAUGGCGAGCCAGGUAUUGCUGUUCUAGCCAAUAAAAUCUAUGUCUUGGGAGGCAGAUCACACAAUAGAGGCUCGCGAAUGGACUACGUACAUGUGUAUGAAGUAGAAAGGGACUUCUGGGAGGAGGGACCGCACCUGGAGGAUGAUAUUUCAGGCAUGGCAGCCUGUGUCAUCACCCUGCCCAGAUCUGUGCUUAUAGAUACAGAUGCGUGGACUCAAGAGAUGUACAUCCAUUAUUUGGACAGAGUACAUCAUCCAACUGACAAUGCUUCUGAAGUUAUGAGUGUAUCAGACUGGGAAGACUUGGAUAAUUCAAGUGAGGACUGAUACACAUCCACUCAACAGUAUAUGAGCAUAUGAAACAUGCUGUCCUCCACGUUUUCCUGGUUUCUUUCCUGUUUGGAGCACCUCGUUGGUUUGCAUGUUGACCUGGAGGAAGGCCUUCAGACAGGGCAUGGGUUUAAAUCAUGUAUACAUAACACCCAAUUCAAGAAAUAAAUGGAAAAUGUUGAAUGUUCAACACUUUGCCCAAACCUGGCUGUCUCUUAACAUUUACUGCCUACAUUUCAUUUUAAGACUUAGGGAAUAAACAAAUGGACACGCGC
This is a messenger RNA of Spea bombifrons (plains spadefoot toad), 2413 nucleotides long. RefSeq names its product kelch like family member 22 (gene KLHL22). The coding region runs from base 210 to 2135 and encodes 641 amino acids. Lineage: Eukaryota; Metazoa; Chordata; Amphibia; Anura; Pelobatidae. The record is from RefSeq and is a predicted model, not a curated record. The transcript has 8 exons. Gene Ontology annotation, biological process: protein monoubiquitination; cell division; proteasome-mediated ubiquitin-dependent protein catabolic process. Gene Ontology annotation, cellular component: Cul3-RING ubiquitin ligase complex; cytosol; nucleus. Gene Ontology annotation, molecular function: protein binding.